This is a messenger RNA of Gracilinanus agilis (Agile Gracile Mouse Opossum), 7812 nucleotides long. It is a transcript of the gene RERE, whose product is annotated as arginine-glutamic acid dipeptide repeats. Lineage: Eukaryota; Metazoa; Chordata; Mammalia; Didelphimorphia; Didelphidae. The transcript has 25 exons. Gene Ontology annotation, cellular component: nucleus. Gene Ontology annotation, biological process: regulation of DNA-templated transcription. Gene Ontology annotation, molecular function: transcription corepressor activity; sequence-specific DNA binding; chromatin binding. Bases 235 to 4917 code for a protein of 1560 amino acids. The record is from RefSeq and is a predicted model, not a curated record.
CUGAGACUCAAGCCACUUGCCUAAGGUCACAGUUAGUGUUGGAGAUAGAGCUUUAAGUGAUUGUUGAAUGGAAUUGGUAUCAGAAUCUAGAUUUUUUGAAACAGUGGGGUUGUUGGAGUGGUUGGAUUUUUCCUGGAAUUGAGUGAGAAAUUCAGAAGACUGAAGCCCAGGCUCACUGUCUACCUUUCACGGAGGCCCAGCCGUGAGAGGACAGAAGAAGGCACGUGGCGAAUCAUGACAGCUGACAAAGAGAAGGACAAAGACAAAGAAAAGGACCGGGACCGUGAUAGGGAUCGGGAAAGAGAAAAGAGGGACAAGACAAGAGAGAGUGAAAACUCCAGACCUAGGCGAAGCUGCACUUUGGAAGGUGGAGCCAAGAAUUAUGCAGAAAGUGAUCACAGUGAAGAUGAGGACAAUGACAAUAACAGUGCCACUACAGAGGAAUCUGCAAAGAAGAACAAAAAGAAGCCUCCUAAAAAGAAAUCUCGUUAUGAAAGGACAGAUACUGGGGAGAUAACAUCAUUUAUUACUGAAGAUGAUGUUGUCUAUAGACCAGGAGACUGUGUGUAUAUUGAGAGUCGGAGGCCAAACACUCCUUAUUUCAUCUGUAGUAUUCAAGACUUCAAACUGGUUCACAACUCCCAGGCCUGUUGCAGAUCUCCAACUCCUGCUCUGUGUGACCCCCCAGCAUGCUCUCUACCGGUGGCAUCACAGCCACCACAUCACCUUACUGAAGCCGGGAGAGGGCCUGUAGGGAGCAAGAGGGACCAUCUUCUUAUGAAUGUCAAAUGGUACUAUCGUCAAUCUGAAGUUCCUGAUUCAGUCUAUCAGCAUUUGGUUCAAGACCGGCACAAUGAAAAUGAUUCUGGACGAGAACUUGUCAUUACAGACCCAGUUAUCAAGAAUCGAGAACUCUUCAUUUCCGAUUAUGUUGAUACUUACCAUGCUGCUGCCCUUCGAGGGAAGUGUAAUAUCUCCCAUUUUUCUGACAUAUUUGCUGCCAGAGAGUUUAAAGCUCGUGUGGAUUCAUUUUUUUAUAUAUUGGGCUAUAAUCCAGAGACAAGGAGACUGAACAGCACCCAGGGGGAAAUCCGUGUUGGACCCAGUCAUCAGGCCAAACUUCCAGAAUUGCAACCAUUUCCUUCCCCAGAUGGUGACCCUGUGACUCAACAUGAGGAACUGGUUUGGAUGCCUGGAGUUAAUGACUGUGACUUACUUAUGUACUUGAGGGCAGCAAGGAGCAUGGCAGCUUUUGCGGGAAUGUGUGAUGGAGGUUCAACUGAGGAUGGCUGUGUGGCUGCCUCUCGGGAUGACACCACACUCAAUGCACUCAACACACUACAUGAAAGCAACUAUGAUGCUGGAAAAGCUCUACAGCGCCUGGUAAAGAAGCCUGUGCCCAAACUGAUUGAGAAGUGCUGGACUGAAGAUGAGGUGGAAGGUUUUUUAAAAGGGGCUAGGCAAUGGGGGUCAAGUUUUGUGAGAAUAAGAAUAGAAAUAACAAUUCCUCAGAAAACUGGAGAAUUAAUCACCUUUUAUUACUAUUGGAAGAAAACCCCCGAAGCUGCCAGCUCCCGGGCCCACCGCAGGCACCGCAGACAGGCUGUAUUUCGGAGGAUCAAAACUCGAACAGCUUCUACUCCGGUCAACACUCCCUCAAGGCCCCCCUCCAGUGAAUUCUUGGACUUGAGCUCUGCCAGUGAAGAUGAUUUUGACAGUGAGGACAGUGAGCAGGAGCUGAAGGGUUACGCGUGUCGUCACUGCUUCACCACUACCUCCAAAGAUUGGCACCACGGUGGCCGAGAAAACAUCUUGUUGUGCACUGACUGUCGAAUUCACUUCAAGAAGUACGGCGAGCUCCCUCCCAUUGAGAAGCCUGUGGACCCUCCCCCCUUUAUGUUCAAACCUGUCAAAGAGGAAGAGGAUGGGCUCAGCGGAAAGCAUAGCAUGAGGACCCGACGCAGUCGUGGCUCGAUGUCUACACUACGUAGUGGCCGUAAGAAACAACCUGCUAGCCCAGAUGGUAGAGCCUCACCUAUCAACGAAGACAUCCGCUCUAGUGGCCGUAACUCUCCUAGCGCAGCCAGUACCUCAAGCAAUGACAGUAAAACAGAUUCUGUGAAGAAAUCUACCAAGAAGAUAAAGGAGGAAGCAUCCUCACCUCUUAAGAGCACCAAGCGUCAGCGAGAAAAAACAGCAUCGGAUACCGAGGAGCCCGAGAGGACCAAUGCCAAAAAGUCCAAAACUCACAGCCCUCAGGAGAUCAGCCGGCCCAACUCCCCAUCGGAGGGUGAGGGAGAAGGAGAGAGUUCAGACAGUCGCAGCGUUAACGACGAAGGCAGCAGUGACCCCAAGGACAUUGACCAAGACAAUCGCAGCACAUCCCCCAGCAUCCCUAGUCCUCAGGACAAUGAGAGUGACUCAGAUUCCUCUGCCCAACAGCAAGUGGUGCAGGCUCCCAGCGGUCCUGCCCAGGCCGCCCCCUCCACCCCUCCAGGGGCAGCCCAACUCCCAGCUCCAGGGCCCACAGCAGCCAGUGCUCCAUCAGCACCCCCUCAGGUUUCACCAUCAGUAUCUCAGCCACCCAGCCAGCCUCAGGCUCCUGUUCCAUCUCCAGCCCACUCCCAUAUCCAGCAGGCCCCAGCUCUGCAUCCACAAAGACUUCCCUCCCCACAUCCACCUUUGCAGCCCUUGAGUGUAGCACAGAACCAGCCCCAAGCUCCCGCCUCAUCCCAGUCCCAUCCACAGCCCCCCCUCCAUGGCCAGGUACCCCCUGGACCUCACAGCCUGCAGGCACAGCCUCUCUUGCCACAUCCAGGACCGCCACAACCUUUCCCUCUUGCCCCGCAGUCUUCUCAGUCUCAGGUUCCACUCCCAGCCACCCAGGCUCCUGCCCAUCCUCAUGGCUCCUUACAAGUCCAAGCCUCUCAGCCAUCCCUACAGCCUCCUCAGCCUCCAAGAGAACAGCCACUUCCUCCUGCCCCCAUGGCAAUGCCUCACAUCAAACCCCCUCCCACUACUCCUAUCCCACAGCUACCCACCCCCCAGUCCCACAAGCACCCACCUCAUCUCUCAGGACCUUCUCCUUUCUCCAUGAACUCCAAUUUGCCACCACCUCCUGCUUUGAAACCCCUGAGUUCACUGUCCACACAUCACCCCCCCUCAGCCCACCCUCCUCCUCUACAGCUGAUGCCCCAGAGUCAGCCACUGCAGUCGUCUCCAGCUCAGCCCCCAGUCCUGACUCAAAGCCAGAGCCUCCCACCGGUGGCCAGCCACCCCCCAUCAGGCCUUCACCAGGUCCCCCCCCAGCCUCCAUUUCCUCAGCACCCCUUUGUGCCUGGAGGGCCUCCUACCAUCACUCCUCCUUCCUGCCCUUCCACAUCCACCCCCCCAUCUGGGCCAAGUGCUCCAUCCCAGCCCUCCUGUUCCACGCCUGGCACCUCUAGUGGAAAUGUCCCUGUAGUGACCUCCUGCGCCAUCCCACCCAUCCAGAUCAAGGAGGAGGCACCCGAUGAAACUGAGGAGCCUGAAAGCCCCCCUCCCCCACCCCGAAGCCCUUCCCCUGAACCCACUGUAGUGGAUACACCAAGCCACGCCAGCCAGUCUGCAAGAUUCUACAAACACUUGGACCGGGGCUACAACUCGUGUGCACGAACUGACCUUUACUUCAUGCCCCUAUCGGGAUCCAAACUUGCCAAGAAGAGGGAGGAGGCGAUCGAAAAGGCCAAACGAGAGGCAGAGCAGAAGGCACGAGAAGAGAGAGAACGAGAAAAGGAGAAAGAAAAGGAGAGAGAGCGGGAACGGGAGCGCGAGCGAGAAGCAGAGCGAGCCGCGAAGGCAUCCAGCUCCUCCCACGAAAGCCGGCUCAGUGAUUCUCAGCUCAGUGGCCCUGCCCAUAUGCGGCCCUCCUUUGAGCCCCCUCCGACUACCAUUGCUGCUGUCCCCCCGUACAUUGGGCCCGACACGCCUGCGCUUCGGACUCUUAGUGAAUAUGCUCGACCCCAUGUGAUGUCACCCACCAACCGCAACCACCCUUUCUUUGUUCCCCUCAACCCCACUGAUCCCCUCCUGGCCUAUCACAUGCCCGGCCUCUACAACGUGGAUCCCACCAUCCGGGAGCGGGAGCUCCGAGAACGAGAGAUCCGAGAACGGGAGAUCCGGGAGCGGGAGCUCCGGGAGAGGAUGAAGCCGGGCUUUGAGGUGAAGCCUCCCGAGUUGGAUGCCCUGCACCCAGCCACCAACCCUAUGGAGCACUUUGCCCGGCACGGCGCCCUCACCAUACCUCCUACUGCAGGACCUCACCCUUUUGCUUCCUUCCACCCGGGGCUGAACCCCCUGGAGAGGGAGAGACUCGCCCUGGCUGGUCCCCAGCUGCGGCCUGAAAUGAGCUAUCCUGAUAGACUGGCGGCCGAGAGAAUCCAUGCUGAGCGAAUGGCCUCUCUGACUAAUGACCCCCUUGCCCGGCUGCAGAUGUUUAAUGUGACGCCCCAUCACCAUCAGCACUCACACAUACACUCACAUCUUCAUCUCCAUCAGCAGGAUCCUUUACAUCAGGGUUCAGCAGGUCCCGUGCACCCACUGGUAGAUCCCCUGGCAGCUGGCCCUCACCUGGCCCGGUUCCCUUAUCCCCCUGGCACCCUCCCCAAUCCUCUGCUCGGACAGCCACCCCAUGAGCAUGAGAUGCUUCGCCAUCCAGUUUUCGGUACCCCCUAUCCCCGAGACCUGCCUGGUGCCAUCCCGCCUCCAAUGUCAGCAGCCCACCAGCUGCAGGCCAUGCACGCUCAGUCCGCCGAGCUGCAGAGAUUGGCGAUGGAGCAGCAGUGGCUGCACGGGCACCCCCACAUGCAUGGUGGGCAUUUACCAAGCCAGGAAGAUUAUUACAGUCGGCUGAAGAAAGAAGGUGACAAGCAGUUAUAAGAAGUUAUUUAUUUGUAACAGCGGAAACCCCAGGUCAUGGGGGAAGAGAUGGGACUUUUUACAUACAAUAGGAGCUGCAAAAGCAAAGAGAAUAUCUUCUGAAGAUUUCUUUAUCUAUUUAAAAAACCCGCAACUGAAGACUUUUCAGCAUACUAGUGUUCAUUGGUAGAGAGGACGCCUCCGGGCUGAUUCAGGUCUCCCUGCAUGACAGCCUCCUCAGGAGCUUAGCGAGGCCUGGACUAGGCGGAACGUUCAGAAAACUUGCCUGCAAUCUUGGCGUUUGGUUUCAUGUUUUCCUUUUCUUCCUCAAUUUCACAGUAGGUGCUAGAUCCAGCUCACACCCGUCACUGUGCGUGCAGAGACAGUUAAGACAUAUUCUUUAAAAACAAAAAACAAACAGAAAACACCAGGAUUGCAGAUAGGUGGUGGCAUAUGAGUUUGGAACCCAAGAACUAUAAUAAAAAUCUACUUUUAUUUUAAUACAUUGUAGGAAAUCUUCAUAAUUUGACAGAGAGCUCAGUUCUGCAGCAUGGCUUUUUAAGUCUGUAAAUAUAAUAAUUUUAAAACAGAAACAACCAUUUUUUUCUUCCACAAACUACUAUUCUGAUAUAUUUUUUUCCAGCCACAUCACUAAUCGUGAAUUCCUACCAGCUAUUAACAAGAGUUGAUUUUUUAAUAAAAAAUAUAUAUAUAUAAUUAUCCCUUUAAUUAAAGGGAAGAGAUGGGUGUUACUAAUUUAAAAAGGGCAAAAGCUUGGACUUUGAUUUGAUGGCAGCAGUGAGCAUCACAGGGUUUGCAGGGAUAACGUUACAAGCUGUUUUUUCAUGUUUUUCCUUGAUUGUAAUUUUGUUUGUGUUUUGUUUUGGGAGUGUGCUUGGCCAAUGAUGCAGACAUCCACUGAAUGAACACCUCUUCCCUUUGCAACAGGAAUGCAGGAAUCAAAUCUACUUUGUUUGCCUUGAUGUUAAUGGUUAUUUGUCCCCUUUCUUUGAGGGACAAAAUAUAUGGGGUUCAAAAACUUAGCACACACUUUGUUAUGGUAAAUGAACUAAUUUUUCUAGGACUUCCCCUUGAAAUUUCAUAGACAAUGUGGGAUUUGCUACCCAAAAAAAUUUGUAUGUUUUUGUGUGUGUGUGUGUGUGUGUACAUAUAUAAUCCAAAUAUGUAUGUGUGUGUAUGUACACACACAUAUAUAUUAUUCAAACAACUUAAUAUUUGAAAGAUAGGCUGUGCAUUUGAGUUCUGGGUUUUUUGUUUUUUUGUUGUUCGUUUGUUUUUAAGAAAGAUGCAUAAUUAAAAAUGCUAAGACAUUGGGAUUUUAAAGGAUAGAUCUAAAUUGCCACUCCCACAUUCCUUGGGAAUAGCCUUAUUGCCAUAGGUGUGGAUUAUAUUUCAGUGAGUCAGGACCUUGGAUUUAAUAAGAUAAAUAGAUGGGGGCAACAUUGUAUUUUUUACUCGAGCAGCUACCCAGAUCAGACUUGGAGAUCCAUUUGUGGCUCAUCUUUUAUCACUGGGCAAUCAAAUGUUCAGGGGAUCCAGUUUUCUGAAGUAAAGCUAUCUAGGAUCACCUCCCUCCAUUUGUAUUAUUUUGCUCACAUAAUGCACUUUGACUGAAGUCAAGGGUUGGGGAAGUUCAAGGGAUGUCUGCAUCUGCUGGCCAUGUUUUCCACUGGUGCAAAACUUGUUCCGUUCUUUUUCUCUCAAACUCUUGAGGGCUAUAUCUCUGCCGUUUAAACCUUUCUAUGUGGUGGUCAUGUCAUGAGACUCUCUUGGACCAUUAACUUGGAGUUAAUCAUUCAGGCUUUUAAGGAAUACACGACAUGCCCAGUGCUUAGGCCACUGUGCCCAGCAGGAAGAGAAGCCAGCAGCGCUAUUGGGUAGAGUUAUUACCUCCACUUCAGUUCUGGAUUAAAACCUGCAUCAGGGGCAAUUCCAGUUUCUUUAUAUCCAGAUGUUUAAAGCCUGCAUUUCAAUUGGGCUUAAUAGGUUGUUUCUGUUCAACGAGUUUUUUGCUUUUCUUUUCUCUCAUUCCAUGCCUGCCUUAACCCCCAGCUGCUUAAUGGUAGAGGUUCCUUGGCUAACUCAUUCACAUUCAGAAGUGGCCAGUUAGGGACAGGGCCUUUGAAAGCUAAUCUGAUGAUGAUAUCACCAUGUCUUGUCCUGCUGUGCACGAGCAAGUCCACCUCAAAAUGUAGGGGGAAUGAAGAACACUGGACUGCCGCCUCUUCCAUCCCUCAUUUCACGUGUCUUUUUUUCCUUUGGGAUCUAAGAUGGUGACUGUUAAAUUAAUUCUGCUCCCUCACCCCCACCCCCAUCCGCUCUUUCCCAUUCUCCCAAAGAAAAGAGAGUUCAGUGGUUUUUGAUCUUUUUUUUUUUUAAAUAGAUGUCAUGAGUUUUCCUUUUUCAAUUCAGCAUUUUAUUAAUUGUGUCGGAACCUGUGUCCUCAGCAUCCCAAGGUGAAGCAUCGAGAUUUAUUCUAAUACAUCAGCUCAUUAACUAUGGUUUCUUGAUGAUGGCUUCCAGGAACCAUCUUGGUGUUUUGGACACCUUUUUGCAGUGACCCAGACACAUGCUUUCCUUUGGGAUUCAUUCACCCUCUUUUCAGUUGAAGUUUGUUUUUUGUUUUGUUUUUGUUUUGUGUUUCAAACGUAUCUUGUUCAAUGUCGUCAAGGUCGUGCUUCUUGUUUUGCGACCUCACAUGCAGUGUCCACUCUGAUUUGCUACAUUUAUAUAUAUCUGGAAGCUUAAUGUACAUAUGAGUAGUUUGCCAUGAGAUAACACAAUGUAAACAGAGUAGAAACCCAGAAAUCGUGACUUCUGUGUUCUCUCCAUUUGAGUAUUUUGUAAUUUUUUUGAAAUAUUUGUGGACAAAUAAAACCAAGCUACACUACAGAA